Messenger RNA from Canis lupus familiaris (dog), 3810 nucleotides. Its product is annotated as collagen alpha-1(I) chain-like. Lineage: Eukaryota; Metazoa; Chordata; Mammalia; Carnivora; Canidae. The coding region runs from base 1 to 3810 and encodes 1269 amino acids. The transcript has 5 exons. The record is from RefSeq and is a predicted model, not a curated record.
AUGUGGGGCGGCGUGCCAUCCGGGGAGCCGAGCGGCGGCGACGAGCCCGACAGGCCGGGGACGGGAGCGCGCCCGGGCUCCCGCGACAGACUCGGCUCCGGGGUGCGGGACGCGUCUUGGCCCCCACCCCCCGGCCCGGGCAGGCGCCCUCCGCCACCCCGGGCGCGGCGCGGGAGGCGGUCAGUCCAUCAGUCGGGCCGGCAGCCGGCCGCGCGUCCCAGGGGGCCGAGGGGGCCGAGGGGGCCCGAAGCGGCCCAGGGAGGGGACGGGGCGACAGCCGGAACCUCGGGGCUGGGGCGCGGGGGGGGCGGUGCGGUCGCUGGGGGGGAGACGGGUGGGGGCUGGAUCCCGUCCUCGCAGGCCUGCGAGGCCCUCCGUGGGGCCGAGGGGGGGGGUGGUUGGGGGUCGGGGGCCGGGGGCCGGGCCUGCCUGCGGGCCCUCCUCGCCCCGCCCCAGGCCCCGCCCCAAGCCUCGCCCCCAGGCCCGCCCCCAGCCCCUAGCAAUUCCCUGGCACCGCCCCCAGCGACCAAGCCACCCAGCCACCCGCAACACCCCCCCCACCUUCGGCCCGGGCCCGCCUGCACCUUCUCUCCGAAGGACAUGCCCUCCGUCCCCCGCGGACCACCGUCCCUUCGGCCCUCAGCCCCGGGGUCCACGCUCCGCGUGCCCAGGACACCAACCAGAUGGCCCGACCGCCGGGGGCCUCAGGCCCCCCGUUGGCGCCGGGCUCCGCGCUCCGUGACCCCGCGACAGCCAAGACCACGGCGACGCGGGGGCGGCCGGCACCCAGGCCCAAAGAGCCGCUCGGGACACAGCAAGACACACCACAGACACUCGCUCCGCGCCUGGGCCAGGGCGCCGCGCACGCACGCAGGCACACGGCCCCGCGGCGGUUCGGCUGAUGGGCAGGAAUGGGAGCGGAACGGCAUCCCUGACACCGUGGCUGCGGGGCCUGCGGCUGCCAGGGCUCCUGACGCAGCUCCAGGGCCUGCGCCCCUCCGGCGGGGUGGCUGCCUCGCCCCCACAGGCCGUGUGGCCCAGCUCCGAGUGCCUGUGUCCUCCUUCCGUCUGUGUCCGGCCGCGCGUCCCAGGGGGCCGAGGGGGCCGAGGGGGCCCGAAGCGGCCCAGGGAGGGGACGGGGCGACAGCCGGAACCUCGGGGCUGGGGCGCGGGGGGGCGGUGCGGUCGCUGGGGGGAGACGGGUGGGGGCUGGAUCCCGUCCUCGCAGGCCUGCGAGGCCCUCCGUGGGGCCGAGGGGGGGGUGGUUGGGGGUCGGGGGCCGGGGGCCGGGCCUGCCUGCGGGCCCUCCUCGCCCCGCCCCAGGCCCCGCCCCAAGCCUCGCCCCCAGGCCCGCCCCCAGCCCCUAGCAAUUCCCUGGCACCGCCCCCAGCGACCAAGCCACCCAGCCACCCGCAACACCCCCCCCACCUUCGGCCCGGGCCCGCCUGCACCUUCUCUCCGAAGGACAUGCCCUCCGUCCCCCGCGGACCACCGUCCCUUCGGCCCUCAGCCCCGGGGUCCACGCUCCGCGUGCCCAGGACACCAACCAGAUGGCCCGACCGCCGGGGGCCUCAGGCCCCCCGUUGGCGCCGGGCUCCGCGCUCCGUGACCCCGCGACAGCCAAGACCACGGCGACGCGGGGGCGGCCGGCACCCAGGCCCAAAGAGCCGCUCGGGACACAGCAAGACACACCACAGACACUCGCUCCGCGCCUGGGCCAGGGCGCCGCGCACGCACGCAGGCACACGGCCCCGCGGCGGUUCGGCUGAUGGGCAGGAAUGGGAGCGGAACGGCAUCCCUGACACCGUGGCUGCGGGGCCUGCGGCUGCCAGGGCUCCUGACGCAGCUCCAGGGCCUGCGCCCCUCCGGCGGGGUGGCUGCCUCGCCCCCACAGGCCGUGUGGCCCAGCUCCGAGUGCCUGUGUCCUCCUUCCGUCUGUCUCCCUUCAACGACGCCCACCCGCAUCCUAGCCGGCCGCGCGUCCCAGGGGGCCGAGGGGGCCGAGGGGGCCCGAAGCGGCCCAGGGAGGGGACGGGGCGACAGCCGGAACCUCGGGGCUGGGGCGCGGGGGGGCGGUGCGGUCGCUGGGGGGAGACGGGUGGGGGCUGGAUCCCGUCCUCGCAGGCCUGCGAGGCCCUCCGUGGGGCCGAGGGGGGGGUGGUUGGGGGUCGGGGGCCGGGGGCCGGGCCUGCCUGCGGGCCCUCCUCGCCCCGCCCCAGGCCCCGCCCCAAGCCUCGCCCCCAGGCCCGCCCCCAGCCCCUAGCAAUUCCCUGGCACCGCCCCCAGCGACCAAGCCACCCAGCCACCCGCAACACCCCCCCCCACCUUCGGCCCGGGCCCGCCUGCACCUUCUCUCCGAAGGACAUGCCCUCCGUCCCCCGCGGACCACCGUCCCUUCGGCCCUCAGCCCCGGGGUCCACGCUCCGCGUGCCCAGGACACCAACCAGAUGGCCCGACCGCCGGGGGCCUCAGGCCCCCCGUUGGCGCCGGGCUCCGCGCUCCGUGACCCCGCGACAGCCAAGACCACGGCGACGCGGGGGCGGCCGGCACCCAGGCCCAAAGAGCCGCUCGGGACACAGCAAGACACACCACAGACACUCGCUCCGCGCCUGGGCCAGGGCGCCGCGCACGCACGCAGGCACACGGCCCCGCGGCGGUUCGGCUGAUGGGCAGGAAUGGGAGCGGAACGGCAUCCCUGACACCGUGGCUGCGGGGCCUGCGGCUGCCAGGGCUCCUGACGCAGCUCCAGGGCCUGCGCCCCUCCGGCGGGGUGGCUGCCUCGCCCCCACAGGCCGUGUGGCCCAGCUCCGAGUGCCUGUGUCCUCCUUCCGUCUGUCUCCGGCCGCGCGUCCCAGGGGGCCGAGGGGGCCGAGGGGGCCCGAAGCGGCCCAGGGAGGGGACGGGGCGACAGCCGGAACCUCGGGGCUGGGGCGCGGGGGGGCGGUGCGGUCGCUGGGGGGAGACGGGUGGGGGCUGGAUCCCGUCCUCGCAGGCCUGCGAGGCCCUCCGUGGGGCCGAGGGGGGGGUGGUUGGGGGUCGGGGGCCGGGGGCCGGGCCUGCCUGCGGGCCCUCCUCGCCCCGCCCCAGGCCCCGCCCCAAGCCUCGCCCCCAGGCCCGCCCCCAGCCCCUAGCAAUUCCCUGGCACCGCCCCCAGCGACCAAGCCACCCAGCCACCCGCAACACCCCCCCCACCUUCGGCCCGGGCCCGCCUGCACCUUCUCUCCGAAGGACAUGCCCUCCGUCCCCCGCGGACCACCGUCCCUUCGGCCCUCAGCCCCGGGGUCCACGCUCCGCGUGCCCAGGACACCAACCAGAUGGCCCGACCGCCGGGGGCCUCAGGCCCCCCGUUGGCGCCGGGCUCCGCGCUCCGUGACCCCGCGACAGCCAAGACCACGGCGACGCGGGGGCGGCCGGCACCCAGGCCCAAAGAGCCGCUCGGGACACAGCAAGACACACCACAGACACUCGCUCCGCGCCUGGGCCAGGGCGCCGCGCACGCACGCAGGCACACGGCCCCGCGGCGGUUCGGCUGAUGGGCAGGAAUGGGAGCGGAACGGCAUCCCUGACACCGUGGCUGCGGGGCCUGCGGCUGCCAGGGCUCCUGACGCAGCUCCAGGGCCUGCGCCCCUCCGGCGGGGUGGCUGCCUCGCCCCCACAGGCCGUGUGGCCCAGCUCCGAAUGCCUGUGUCCUCCUUCCGUCUGUCUGUGUGUGUGUGUGUCGUGGGCACCCGUGUCUGUGUCCCUGCCUGUGCGACGAUGGGGUCCGGCGGCGCGGGCGGCCCCGGCUUGGCUUUGAGCCAGGCGGGCUGA